GACAGAGCGCCGCACUUCCGGGAGGAGGUGCUCCGCGGAGCCUAAGCUGGGGCCGCGCGGGGGCUCCCCCUGGCGGCGGGGCGGAGCGCAGCGCAGAGGGUGUCAUGGCGGAGCUCGGCGCUCACCUCACGGCCGCCUCGGCCGGGGAUGACCGGCCCUCCAUCUUCGAGGCGGUGGCCCAGGACAGCCUGAUGGGCGCCGUGAAACCCGCCCUGCAGCACCUGGUGAAGGUGCUUGCUGAGUCCAAUCCUGGCCGAUACGGCUUCCUCUGGCACUGGUUUGAUGAGAUCUAUGUCCUUCUGGACGUGCUGCUCCAGCAGCACUACCUGGCUAGGUGCAGUGCUUCCUUUUCUGAAAACUUCUACAGCUUAAAGAGGAUUCCCAUAGGAGACUGCAGACGGCAACCCUUGGCCACUGCUGGCCUGCCAAAGAGGCAGCACUGGAAGUCUCUUCUCUUGCUGGUUCUUGUUCCUUACCUGAAAGGAAAGCUGGAGAAACUGGUGUCCACCCUGAGGGAAGAGGAUGAGUACUCCAUCCACCCUCCCUCGUCAUCAUGGAAGCGCUUCUACAGAGCCUUUCUAGCUGCCUACCCCUUUGUAAACAUGACUUGGGAGGGCUGGUUUCUCAUCCAGCAACUGUGCUAUAUCCUGGGGAAGGCUCAGCAUCAUUCACCCAUGCUGCGCCUGGCUGGCGUUCGCCUGGUCAGACUGACUGCGGAGGAUAUCCUAGCCCUGGAGAAGAAACUGGGGGGAACCACCUCACAUCCUGCACCCAGCAUUAAAACCCAGGUGCAGUCAGCAGUGAGGAAAGCCCUGGGCACCAUCGCCUUCUCCCUGUCCACUGGGCUGUCUGUCAGCGUGUUCUUCCUCCAGUUCCUGGACUGGUGGUACUCCUCAGAAAACCAGGAGACCAUCAAAUCUCUGACCGCGCUCCCAACUCCUCCACCCCCUGUGCACCUCGACCCCAGCUCCACUCUCCUACCCAAACUGAAGACUGUGUGUCCCCUGUGCCACAAAACUCGCGUCAACGCCACAGCCCUAUCCACAUCUGGCUUUGUCUUCUGCUACCGCUGUGCGUACGGGUACGUGAAGGCUCAUCAGCGCUGCCCCAUCACAGGCUAUGCCACAGAGCUGCAGCAUCUUGUCAAACUGUACUCUCCUGAGAGCUGAAAGGAGAGAUCCAUCCCUGCACCUUGCAGCUGGGUAGCACUGAGCCUGAAUUCUCCCCUCCUUGUGUCCCAUAAAAGGCUUUGGACCACUACAGCUCAUCAGUGAGCUCUAAAGCUGCUUUGCACUUGAUGAUACAUCAGUUUUGCUGCCCUUGUGAAUUCUGGUAAGGCUCUCCCCUUUAUUAACUGUUCAAACAUCCUGUGACAGCCUCAGAGGGACUGGACAGCCCUGGUCUGUCAGCCAGCACAGAAGCACCUUCAAAGACCAACCAAAAGGGAAGAAACAUUGAUCUGGAUAAGAUUGUAGAUCAAAGACCAUCACUGGCAAAUUCCCCACUCAAGGGCAUGAGCCAGCAAAUUAAAGAGGUAGGGAAACUUCUCCAGGGGACUUAUUGCUACCACAGCAGCUUCUCAGCACUGCCAGGGCAAGCUCUGGCACUAGUGCUUGUCACAGAGUUAGAGACAGGCUCAAACCUCUGCUCCAUCAUGCUGUUCUUCAGGGUCCCCCUGAUUUUUCAGGCUACUCGCCUCUGAAUUGAGAACAUCAACCCCCUAAUUCCCCUGACAGCUCUAAGUGAAGGGUUUGACUUUUUAAAGGAAGAGAAGUUGACGUGUGUAAACAAGGAGAUAAGAGAGACAUUACAUGUGUGCACAAGGGAGAAAAAUGAUGAACCAGAGCAAAGCAGCAAUGAUGGGAGUUGGCUUUUUUGUUAAAUAAGUCUUUGCAUCGGUUAUUAUCUGCUUUUAUAAAGCAAAAAUCUCUCGAUUGAGAACCUAACCUUAAUUCUUUUCUGGUUACUGGAAAAACAGAGGAGCUCUGUUUACACAAGGGAGACUGGACUGAAGCAGCUUUCAUCUUUGCAGACAAUGGAUAGGCGUAUUUUAUAGGCUGAGAAUCGUUAAUAUCCACGUUUAAUUACUGCAUGGCAAUUACUCCAGUCCCAGCCAUGUAGCACAUUCACAUCAUAGCAAAGCAUCUUUUUGCUGAACAGAGGAGAGAACGUUAUGGCUGGCCCCUGAGACACCUGGGUUUGUGAGGGAAGGUGUUUUCCUGACUGGGCUCUAGGGAGCAGCAGUCAGCUCUCAGAGACACCACCAGGACAUCCCUUGCAGAAUAUGAAGAGGAAAGUUUGCUCACAAUGUACAAGAUUUUUCCAGAUUAAGUGGUAAUUUCUAACAUUUAAUCCACUGAACCGGGUCAGCUCAUUUCCCUCUGCACUUUAGCUUUGCUUCAGAAGAUAAAAAUCUCCAAUAUGCUGCCUCACCUAUAAGCAAGAUAGCAAGGUUAUUGAAUAACAUGGAAAAAGACAGCAAUUUGUAUCCUAAAGAUGCUCUGGAAAACACCUGCUGUAACAAAUGAGAUUUGUCACUUGUCUUACUAGCUCUGUGCAACUUCCAGACCCUUCCACCUGUGCCACUAUGGAAUAAAAACUCUCUCAUUUUUCCUUUAGUAGUUAAUGGAUCUUUAAAGACACCUCUCCCUUUAAAAAGCCAGGAAGAGCAUGUGCAUCUUGCUGGAAAAGAAAUCACAGAAAGGACCAAGAUUUUCUGAGACUUCAGAUCACUUUUAAUGUAGCUGGCUUUGAGCUGGUUGUUAAUUCACAUCACUUGCUUCAUACAGAGAAAUCAUCAUCUCUGUGAAAAAACAGCAUCUAAACCACUCCACGCAUGUGCUGUGUGGUCUUAAAAGUACCCAUCUGAUCAGACAGACAUGGGCCUGAGUGUCCUGGAGACUGACUGCAGCCACUCAUUUACAUAAGGGAUGAAGGAUUUGACUGAUGAUUCAGUUUUAGGAUAGGUUUAAUGUCCUUUUAUCCUGCCUAUACUUUCCAAAAUAAGCACAACCCAAGCUGCCUCCGUGCACACACUGCCCCUUGUACACCUCCUUCUUCCAGGGUUAAUCUCUUUCCCUCUCCCCAGAGUGGAUGCCUCCCUGCCAGGCCCUGGCUGCUUCCACUCUGCCUCACACCACACAACACCCUGUCCUUGCCAGACCAACUCCACAGCACCUCUGAGACCUGCACAGAACCACCCACAUCUAAGCCCCACAGUUCUGAACAGCUGUAAUUACUCUCUUGAAUAUUAAAUUGUUUUUUAAUGCUUAGCUGACUAACAAGCAUUAAGCUCACAACAGUGACAGGCUCAGCAGUUACCUGGCAGAUUUUGCAAGUGUUCCUGCAGAAUACCAACUUGGAUUUGACUGCUUCUUCUAACCCUCCUGUUCUUAGGAGCCAAAUACAUACCCUUUUAUCAGGUUUAUUGCUCUAAAACAAAGCUAUAAACCAGUUUGGAUUAUACAAACAUUCCCUUUUAUGUGCUUUUAAAUGUAAUAGUGUUAUUAAAGCCAUGAUGGCCUAAAGAUAGACAAGAUUUUUUUUAGGGAAUAUCAACUUUAUUAAACCAUCCUUCAGACUUACAUACUGAUUUGUAACUUCUAUACAGGCACAUACGUAUACAUUCAGGAUGCUUUGUUCUAAGUUCUGUGGCUUAAUACAAUUACAUCAACAUUAACAGCAGCACUGGAGCUGCUCAAUAUGUUACUGUCAGAACUUGACUAAAGUCUUUUAAAAAGCAUUUAAUGAAGCUAAGCCACAUUCACAACUCAUCCAGACACUUAGAAAGUGAGUGCAUAAGCAACUGAGUUGCUUUCCUCACUUCCUUACAGAAACCACAUUGCUUCUGUUAUGAGAAACCCACCAUAAUUAUACUCCUCAGUAUACACUCCCUGUAGAAGCUUCCUUCUUCACAGGAAAAGAGAAAUUAAUGUAGAGCCAUCAUCAAGACCUGGAAGAGAUUAAAAACUUGAUUAGGGAAUAGCUCCAGAUCUCUUCCUGUACUUCCUUGAUUAGCCCAGCCUUUCCCCUGUCACUUCCUCCAGAGCAGAACACCAGAGCCAGGCCCAACACCACAACUCUCUUCCAAAACCAUUCCUCCUAGCAAUCAUGUAUGAGGGUACAGCUGAACCAACUGCUAAUGAGGUGCCUACAGGACAGACAGCUCAAACUCCAUUUCACAGAGUAAAAUGCACUGCAUUUACAGAGAAGAUGCAGUGGCAGAGCAUCUGGAGUUUCAUGUGCCAUACUGCACACAGACAAAACAAGAAACCUCCCUUGCUGCAAGCUCAGUUCUAAACCCAUCAUUGCAGCAGGAUGCACAAACCCAAACGAGUGUUUGCACUACUCACUUGCCAAAUCAAGGUUUUUGUUUUCUGCCAAUAAAAUAAAUGGCUACAAAUUCUUAA
Molecule: messenger RNA, 4409 nt
Organism: Pezoporus occidentalis (night parrot)
Lineage: Eukaryota; Metazoa; Chordata; Aves; Psittaciformes; Psittacidae
Gene: PEX12
Product: peroxisomal biogenesis factor 12
Exons: 3
Coding region: 105-1169 (354 amino acids)
Biological process (GO): protein monoubiquitination; protein import into peroxisome matrix
Cellular component (GO): peroxisomal importomer complex; peroxisomal membrane
Molecular function (GO): zinc ion binding; ubiquitin-protein transferase activity; protein binding
Source: RefSeq, a predicted model, not a curated record